Sipha flava (yellow sugarcane aphid) is the source of this 1248-nucleotide messenger RNA. RefSeq lists its product as uncharacterized. Bases 1 to 1248 code for a protein of 415 amino acids. NCBI's taxonomy places the organism in Eukaryota, Metazoa, Arthropoda, Insecta, Hemiptera, Aphididae. Gene Ontology annotation, molecular function: protein binding. The record is from RefSeq and is a predicted model, not a curated record. The transcript has 5 exons.
AUGUUUACAUUGUCUAAACUUUCUUACAUCGUGUGCGACGAAGACGAGAAGUUCUUCUACGACGAUCUAAACACAAUGCCAAUCGAAGUAAAACAGUGUUGCACUGGUCUGCUCAGCUACAUCCAGAACCGAUUCAACGGCGGGGCCAAUGCAGCGGAACAUGGUAGUGAUUCUUGGCCUACGUCGUUGAUCACGGACGCGGCGUUCCACGGUCACUUGGAAUGUAUGCAAUUGGCCGAGAGGUUCCGUUUCCCGUGGACCGUGGACGUGUGCGAGCAAGCGGCGGGCAACGGGCACCUGGACUGCUUGGCGUACGCGCACCGCCAGGGAUGCCCGUGGUCGGAGGAAACGUGCGAGAUGGCCGCCGCGAACGGCCGGCUCGAGUGUCUGGCGUACGCGCACGAAAACGGGUGCCCGUGGGACGGGUCGGUGUGCGCGAUUGCGGCCGUGAACGGUCAUCUGGAGUGUUUGCGGUACUUGCACGAGCACGGGUGCCCGUGGGACGCGGACACGUGCGAGUACGCGGUCGAGGGCGGCCAGCUGGAGUGUUUACGAUACGCGCACGAGCACGGGUGCCCGUGGGACACGGCCACGUGCGAGGCGGCGGCCCGCGGCGGCCACGUCGAGUGUCUGCGGUACGCGCACCAGAACGGGUGCCCGUGGGACGAGAGAACGUGCCGCGACGCUGCCGCCCUCGGGCACCUAGAGUGUUUGCGGUACGCGCACGAGCACGGGUGCUCGUGGGACGCGUACACGUGCGACGCGGCGGCGCGCGGCGGUCACAUCCGAUGCCUGAAAUACGCCCACGAGCACGAUUGCCCGUGGGACGAGUUCACGUGCGAUAGCGCCGCGGACAACGGCCACACGGAAUGUCUCAUGUACGCGCUGGCCAACGGUUGCGCGUGGGCCACGGCCCCGCGCCCGACAGCCGCCGAGAAGGAGCGCGUCGAGCGAUCGCAGCGCGACCGCGACGAAAUGGAGUCGUGGAAUCGCACUGCGAGUAUACUUGAAACAAUAAAGAACAAAAGAUUGAUAUGGGCUGAGCAUACUUGGCGUAACCAAAACCCACUCAUACGUAUAGUAUUAGAAGAAAACCCUACUGGGAAAAGACCGCUGGGAAGACCACAUCUGAGAUGGGAAGACGUAGUAAGAAAUGAUGUGAAAGCGUUAGAAAGAAGUUUAGACUGGAGGAUACAGGCAACGGAUAGAGAAAAUUGGAGGCAAGGAUGUAUGUCGGAAUGGUCUUAG